Macroventuria anomochaeta is the source of this 605-nucleotide messenger RNA. RefSeq lists its product as uncharacterized. Lineage: Eukaryota; Fungi; Ascomycota; Dothideomycetes; Pleosporales; Didymellaceae. The record is from RefSeq and is a predicted model, not a curated record. The transcript has a single exon. The coding region runs from base 102 to 467 and encodes 121 amino acids.
UGCGCCCAUUCUUCGAAUUCAGAGACAUGUACGACGUCUCAUUCCUCCAGAAGCAGUCGCGCCUAAGGAUAGACGACGCCCAUACCUUGCAACGUCGAUAAAUGGAGGUCCUCAGCGUCCAAUUGCGCACCAUCCGACCCUUUUCUCAGCUCUCCUUAUUGGAGGGACUGGAGGCCUAUCUGCCCGCUAAGAAUCGAGCAUUGUUCAAACAGCUCAGCGUUGCCGGACGAUCGAACCUAAAAACGGACGAGCUGGAAAUCGGCAUCGCCCUGUACCAACGAGCGAUAGCAAGACGCAGAGAGGACUUAGCGAGCGAGUUACGGCGCCUGGCGAGCCUGUAUCAAGGCUUCCCACGGCUGAUGAAGGCGCCCUUUGCCUUUCAGAACUCAAAUCCGAGCGUGCACUAUGUACAUCGGCAGUUCCGCAGCCGAGCGCGCCAGCUCGAGAAGGCUUCUCUAUCCUUAUAAAACCGCGGCGACUGCCGCACCUUGAUUCACGACGAGUUCCCAGCACUCGUGCCAUACGACUGGACCCUACGCUUCUUUGUGACAGUGAUGGAAGAAGGCCUGGUCCUAAUUGAUGACAAGUGUUGAUUCAUUCUUGAU